Populus euphratica (Euphrates poplar) is the source of this 1483-nucleotide messenger RNA. RefSeq names its product S-norcoclaurine synthase 1-like. Lineage: Eukaryota; Viridiplantae; Streptophyta; Magnoliopsida; Malpighiales; Salicaceae. The record is from RefSeq and is a predicted model, not a curated record. The transcript is spliced from 4 exons. The coding region runs from base 213 to 1289 and encodes 358 amino acids.
UUAUAACACCAAGGAAUUGUUCUUUCAUGUUUUGUUUGAUCAAGAGCAUAGAUAAUUGAAUCUUUUAACCAAUAUGAUUGGCAUAUCAUGCCGUUUGCAUAAUUCCUAAGUAAGCAGUUGAUUUUUUCGAUGUUAUAUUUAAUUAUUAUCUUUUUGUGUAUAUAGACUAUAUAGAAGGAUUAUUUGGAAAGAAGUAAUUUUCGCGUAGAGAAAUGGAGCCUGAGGUGGAUAGAAGAAGGGACUUGGGCGGUUCUCUUCCUGUUGAGAAUAUGCAAGCACUUGCUUCCAGGAACUUGAAGGAUGUACCAUCCAGGUAUAUCAGACCAGAACUCCAAUUCGAUGAAGUUUCCGUUGAUGAGUCUCUCCAUAUUCCGGUGAUUGAUAUGAGCAAGCUUGUAGCUGAUCAACUAGGUCAGCAAGAUGAAUUGGCUAAACUUCAUUUGGCAUGCAAGGAAUGGGGCUUCUUCCUGCUGAUCAAUCAUGGGGUACUUGGAGAAGCCAUAGAGAAUAUGAAGAGAGACCUACGGCAGUUCUUCAAGCUGCCACUAGAGGAGAAGAUGGCAUGUGCUCAGACAGCAAACAACAUUGAAGGUUAUGGUCAAGCUUUUGUUAUUUCCGAGGAGCAAAAGCUUGACUGGGGUGACAAGCUUUUCCUUCUUCCAAAUCCCAUCUCCCAGAGAAACAUGAGAUUUUGGCCAGACAAUCCCACUUCUUUCAGAACAACGUUGGACACGUACUCAUCAGAACUUCAAAGAGUUGCUCUAUCUCUGCUGAGAUCUAUGGCCGUGAAUUUGGGAGUUGAUCCAGAGGAGCUUGCAAACCUGUAUAAAGAUGUUCAAGGGAUAAGAAUGAAUUAUUACCCACCUUGUAUGCAGGCAAACAAGGUGAUGGGUCUCACACCACACUCUGAUGCAACUGGAUUGACCUUGUUACUUCAAGUUAAUGAAGUGCAGGGAUUGCAAAUCAAGAAGAAUGGUAAAUGGUUGCCAAUUAAACCCAUUCCAGGGGCCUUCAUUGUCAAUGUUGGUGACAUCAUUGAGCAGAUAAUGAGCAAUGGGGAAUAUAAGAGCAUAGAGCACAGAGCUGUUGUGAACCCAGAAAAAGAGAGACUUUCAAUUGCAGCAUUCCACAGUCCAAUUUUGGAUGCCAUGGUAGGACCUUUGCCAGAUCUUGUCAAGGAGAAGGGGGCGAAAUUCAAGAGCAUAACAAAUGAGGAAUACCUUAGGCUUGUUAUUACAAGCAAACUUGAUGGCAAAAGCUUAUUGGAUGACAUGAAAUUGGGGGAGUGAAAUAGUCUUGAACAAGAAUUUUAUUUUGAAACCAUGCCUUCCAGUGUAGACAUGGCAGCUUGCGGCCUCUAGACUUCCCAGCUUGUCAUUAUAUUCUCAGUUCUAAAAGCCAGAAAGUUCUUUCAGUAAAAUAACAACAGCAAACAUCUUGCUCAACAAGGAAGAUCCUUAACCUGAGACCUCAUUUUCAAUCC